This is a messenger RNA of Tremella mesenterica DSM 1558, 356 nucleotides long. RefSeq lists its product as uncharacterized. The transcript is spliced from 4 exons. The record is from RefSeq and is a predicted model, not a curated record. The coding region runs from base 80 to 292 and encodes 70 amino acids. NCBI's taxonomy places the organism in Eukaryota, Fungi, Basidiomycota, Tremellomycetes, Tremellales, Tremellaceae.
UCAACCCACUCUUUACUUUACGAACAACUCCUCAUACAUUCAACUUUACCACUACCAACCAAUCCAAUACUUAGUAACAAUGUCCGACGCCGGCCGACAAGAUUUCACCGAUAAAAUUGGGGACGCGGUUAAACCUAAUUCCGAGAAAACCUAUCUCGAACAAGCGCAGGACACCAUUAAGGGUGCUCUUGACAGUGUGGCAUCCGCCGUGCAGCCCCAGAAAGAGAAAAGCACCACUCAGAAAGUUGGAGACGCGCUCACUGGCGAUAACACGAACAAAAACAUUGCCUAGAAUGUACAAUUGUCUCUGAUGUAGCAGCCUGGAAUGCACAUAUGAAUGGAAGAGUGCGUGUGUG